Molecule: messenger RNA, 765 nt
Organism: Brassicogethes aeneus
Lineage: Eukaryota; Metazoa; Arthropoda; Insecta; Coleoptera; Nitidulidae
Source: the annotation of a GenBank genome assembly
AUGCUUAAAUAUGUAACUAACAAGUUGAGAACACAUUCGAUAAACGAGGACCACAGUAAGGCCGACGAUAAUCACGACUCCGGCACCGAAUCGGACGAAGAUUUAGAAACCACGGAUAUUUCUGUAGUACGUGACAAAACAUCUAGUAUAUCUCCGGCAGAUACAGGGUGUUCAGUCGACAGCCCUGCGCCUGAUCAGCAGGACGCUCAUAGCUCUGAGGAGGAGCUCGAGGUUAUAAAUAGUAACAAAAAGGUAGUGGAACAGGUGAGACCAUUAAGGGCAGCUUCAGUCUGCUUACCAGAAAAAAGAAAAUGGUCCCAAAUGGGUGAUUGUCAUAAAAGAUACACCCCUGAAAAUGAAGAAAAUAUGUCACAUUAUGGCAAUUUGAGCCCAUCGACAUCAUGUUCACCUUACAAAUGCUUCGGGGAAGAUGGCGCAGUCCAACAUUCUGGAUCAAGCGAUGAAGAAGUCCACCAUCUCUUGGCGAGCAUGGCGACUCCAGUGCAAUUCCGGACUUCUCCACCAAUCGAGGCGGUGAAACCGGGCAGGAAACAGUUGCUACACAAAGGCCGGUCUUUGAGCCCGCCACCCAAACUUUUGCACUACGAAGCUUCGCCCAGGAAAAGAUCCAGACACCUUAGGCACAGCCAUAUGCAACGGCCGUACUUGGAUUUCGAAAAAAUGCAACAACAAAAAGCACGUUCAGUGACAGCCUGGCGUCACACCGGAGACCACGGUGGCGAAUUGUCGGUUUUCUGUUGGUGA